AUGGAGGUUCGUUCGAGGCGCAAGAGUAUUCUGGUGAUGACUUUCAUCACCGUGUUUAUGGACUCCCUAAACAACAGUUUUGCAGGAGCUGUUUUGCCUUACAUGAUAUUGGAAAUGGAAUCAACUCCGUUCCAGGAAGGUUUAGUAUUUAGUAUUUAUUCCUUAAUGCAACUCCUGAGUUUACUUGCUAUGGGUCCGUUGAGUGAUCACUAUGGGCGUAAGCCAUUUUUGAUUUUGUCUUUGUUUGGGUCUUGUGCUGGUAUAAUUCUCCAAGGCCUCUCCUAUGAUAUGUGGACGUUGAUUCUAUGGCGUGCUUUAACUGGUUUAUUUGCUGGUUCUAUGAUUAUUGCUCAGUCUGUUGUUUCUGAUGUGACUGAGGCUAGUGAGCGUAAUGUGUUUAUGGCACGCCUGGCAGCUACAAACUCAAUAGCAUAUGUGUUGGGUCCUGCAGUGAGUGCUGCUUUGAUCUCCGUAAAUCUGCGUUUCCCCUUCUUUGUGGCUGGUGCUGUCUCAGGCAUCGCCUUUAUCCUCUCUUUCUUCUUCUUGAAGGAAUCGAACAUGGCUUAUUUACAACGCAAACAACGCAAACAACAACAACAUUCCGCUGCUGGUUCCACUGCAACAUCGACGUCUGCCUCUGUGUCCGUCUCGAAAGAGUCUCACUCCUCCUCCUCCUCCUCUUCUGCUUCGGAGCGAGUGCACUUCAAGCCGAUCAUGCCGUUUUGUUUCUUUUUGGAGUUCUGCACAUCAUGGACGAGUGGUUGCUACAAUUCCCGCUAUGCGAUCUAUCUGAGUGACAAAUUCGGCGUGACAACAACGCUCUUCGCCACAAUGCUCUGCAUUCAAGGCAUUUGGUGCUUCCUUCUGCAGUCGGUCCUUUAUCCCUGUCUUUCGACUCGUUGCAAAAUUCCCAUUCCUCACCUUGCCGUUGUGGGAAUGUUCAUCGAAGUCGCUGCUCACGUGUCUAUCGCAUUGGCGCCAAACGCCUUUAUGGGAUUCGCUCCUAUCUUUGUUUACCUAGUUGGCUGGAGCCUCGUUUGUCCUGCCUCCACUUCGAUUCUUAGUACGAGCUUUACUCCUUCUGUGGCCGGCAAAGUGCUUUCCUGGGACAACUUCGCCAUGCAGGCGGCAUUGAUUUCCGCUCCUUUGGUGCUGUCAGAGAUCUACAGCAGCAGCCGCGAGGCUGUGUACUACGUGACUGCUGGGGUGUGUUUCUUGGGCAUGCUGGACAUCGGCUAUGUGGCUACAUGGAAGGGAUCGAAGGACUUUGGCAAGAUAGCGAGCUAUGAAGAGGAAGAAAAGAAAGAGAAAAACAUCGAGAUGAGCGAAGUGGAGAAGAAGGGAGCGGAGCAAGGGGAGAGUGGUGUGAUGGUUGAUAUUACCAACGCAGAUUCUCCCUUGAAGAACUCGGUACAAUCUGCUGAUGAACUCUCAACAACUCCGACGAUCGCUGAAUCGAGCGAGGUGAACGAAGCAGCGAAGCCUGUUGAAUCAUCGAGCCCAUCGAUCGUGUCGAACACGAAUGAAACAGUCAGAGUGACUUUAUAAGCCAGUCUGGUGACUGAUCCAUCGACUGAAACGAUUUCAAUUCCUGAAUUGCCUCAUUCCAAGGGAUAUAAUAUUCGGGUACAUCGACGAUGGAA
Molecule: messenger RNA, 1643 nt
Organism: Blastocystis hominis
Lineage: Eukaryota; Bigyra; Opalinata; Blastocystidae
Exons: 5
Coding region: 1-1548 (515 amino acids)
Biological process (GO): transmembrane transport
Cellular component (GO): membrane
Molecular function (GO): transmembrane transporter activity
Source: RefSeq, a predicted model, not a curated record